AUGAAGGACGACAACGCCGACUACGACGACAGUCGCAGCAGGAGCAGCAGCGAUGGCUUCAGCGAUAAUGAAGGAGAUAGCGAGCACAAUGAUCGCUUUUUGAUGGAGCAGGAAUCUAGAGCCAUGGAGCGGAGAUCCCGGACGGUUGGCUUCCGCGAAGGCAUUGACGUCGGCAAAGAAGAAACGUUGCAAGAAGGGUUCAACGCAGGGUACCUCGUCGGUGCGUCACAAGGAUUCCGAAGUGGCGUGCUGCACGGACUUCUUCGAUCGUACACAUCGCAAUUCCCGAAUCUCGCGUCCACGGACCACGUUGCACUCUUGGCUACGUUGCGCGAGAAGGAGCAAUCGUCCAUCACUCGCGGCGACAUCCCUUCCACCAAUGCGUCCGACGUCGACGCCGUGCACGCCAUCUUGGCCUCUGCCUUUCCCAACUUCUCAUCGCACAUGGCGGCACAUCACGACAAGGCCAACCAUCCCGUCCCACCGCCGCCACCGCCGCUACAAUCUCAAUAA
Messenger RNA from Aphanomyces astaci, 513 nucleotides. RefSeq lists its product as hypothetical. The coding region runs from base 1 to 513 and encodes 170 amino acids. The record is from RefSeq and is a predicted model, not a curated record. Lineage: Eukaryota; Oomycota; Saprolegniomycetes; Saprolegniales; Verrucalvaceae. The transcript has 2 exons.